Messenger RNA from Morone saxatilis (striped sea-bass), 1198 nucleotides. RefSeq names its product chromosome unknown C5orf22 homolog (gene cunh5orf22). Lineage: Eukaryota; Metazoa; Chordata; Actinopteri; Moronidae. The record is from RefSeq and is a predicted model, not a curated record.
CCAGUCACAGGUCAACUUCAGGAAUAAAAACAGAAGCGGAUGCCGAGAGAUGGGGUACCAAGAGAGCCCGUACAGAGGAUGAUACAGCUGGGGAAGCCAGCUGCUCUGAGCCCCUCUUAAGAUGCACUGUCACACUGCAGCCAGCAGAUGGCAACAAUGGGACAAGCCUGGGGGGUGAUGAUGAUGUGGGAUCCACCAGUUAUGUUGUUAAGAGCAUAUCUACGUUUCUCAGCGAGACAGAGCCAUACAUCUUGGACAUUGAUCUGGAUUUCUUCUCAUGUAAGAAUCCCUUCAAGGAGUUAUACACACAGGAAGAGUACACCAUCCUUAAGGAGCUCUACAACUUCAGAGGACCCAGCCCUGAUGCUGAUCAGGAGGAGCUUGAUGAGUGUGUGGACCAUCGUGUACAUCAGUUAGAAGACCUGGAAGCAGCGUUUGCUGAUCUGCUGGAGGAUGAUGGAGAAGAGACAGUUAGACGCUGGGCCAGCAACCCUGGCAUGGCUUCAUUAGCCCAACUGGUUUCCAGUUUGAAGUCGAGAAAUGUGUGCCCUGACUAUGAAAUGGUGCAUCAGGCGGGGUUAACCUGUGACUCUGUUGAGCUGCCACACCACAUCAGCACUGACGAGGAGAUCGACAGACACAUCUCAGCCGUACAGCUGUUUCUGAAGGCUCUGCCCAAACCCACACUGGUUACAAUGUCCAGGUCCAGCCUAGACGAAUACUGCCCAGUAGAGCAGGUGGAUUCAGUCCAGAGCAGAGUACUGGCUGUACUGGAGAGCCUUUAUGGACCGCUGGACUUGCACAAAAACUAUGAAAACAUCAGCACAGAGACUCCAGACUGCCAACCUCAGGCCUCUUAACACACACAUACACAUUUCACUUUUGGAUUCAGUGGAUGAACUGUUUGAUAAAGACAACCACAUGAAAAAUGACACACCAGAUGCUGUUAUAGUGAAUUUAUAUCCCAUGUCCAACAGCUGGAACGUGUUCGGAGACUAAUGUGUUAACGAGAGAAGUGGCCAUAGAAGUUUUUCAUCCUGGAUCUGGUUUUUGACAUUGACACUUUACAUACACAUAAGAAACUGUGAGAAUCCAGGUUAAAGUAGGUUGUCUGGUGACCGUACAUACUGGUCUGGUUUAGAACUGCAACGAUUAGUUUUCAGCUAUUAAAUGAAUCACCAACUAUUUUGAUAAUCGA